Gasterosteus aculeatus aculeatus (three-spined stickleback) is the source of this 10846-nucleotide messenger RNA. The record is from RefSeq and is a predicted model, not a curated record. NCBI's taxonomy places the organism in Eukaryota, Metazoa, Chordata, Actinopteri, Perciformes, Gasterosteidae.
AGUACAUCUUAUUUUGCCUUUGCAACAGGAACUCAUUGUUAAUGUUCAAUUAAAGCCUAUCCGCUUUGGACAAAAUAUAAAAAACAGUUGGUUUAUUAUGAGGCUUAUGUUUAAUCUGUAAAGUAUGAAGUGACUCUAUGAAUGAUGUGUGCUGUGAAUAAGGUGAAGGUGAGUGGCAUCUGUAUUUUCUUUCUUGAUAAUAAGGGAAUUUCUGCAACCUUAGGGAGAUCUUACAUUCAAGGUAUUAAUUGGACUUUGUAUAUUAUAUUUUACUACAUUUAUGUAAACUAAAUGAUUAAUUGAUUACUCUGAAAAAGAUUGUGUUAGUGGGGAAACUAUUCUUAUGGAAAUUAAGCUCUUGAUUGACGACCGGUGCACCGCCCACUUCUUCUUCAUGGAACAGAAAAGUGUUAGUUGGGACUUUAAACAUCCGGUUUACUCUAAUGAACUGCUGUUUCUAGUUAGCUAACGUUAGUUAACUGGUGUUAGUUGGGUAGUUAGUUAACUUUUGAGCCAGAAAUCUUAACACAAUGCGACAAUGCGAGAGCAUCACCAGCGGAGAGGAAGAGGAGGAGGAGGAGGAGGAGGGGAGGGAGGCUGUGUCAGGUGGAAACAGGGACCUCUAUGGAUAUCAUCAUCAACCUCCACCGGCUCGCAUCUUCAGCACCGACAGCAUCUCCCGGCCCGCGGUCGCCGUCGCAGGCACACAGCGCCCUUUUUAUGCGCCGAGGCACUGCAUCUCCACGGCAGAGACUCCUCACCGGGCCGCUGCUUCUGUAAUUACCCCGACGAGCCGCUUCUUCCUCCGCAACAAUAAGGACUAUUAGAGGGAAGAGCCCGGUGCCGUAGAAGCGGAGCGUCGGAUCCGUCCAUCGAUAAACCGCUGCGCUCAUCGAUUCCGCCAACAAACGGUCGUCUUCGGCAUAAGAGACGGACGGAACCGCUCCAAGAAGACUGACACCGAAAACGAAGGGCGUCGGGCGCGAUGGCUAAUGCCUCCCCUGACCUGGACAACGUGGAAGCCCAGCGCCAACUCAACAACAACAACCGACAAAGCAGCUCGGGAUUCUGGGAGACGGAGUGCACCAGCUCAAAGCUGUUCGAGUGCUCCCGCAUCAGAGCCCUGGCAGACGAGCGAGAUGCAGUGCAGAAGAAGACGUUUACCAAGUGGGUUAACUCCCACCUGGCCCGAGUGUCCUGUCGCAUAGCAGACCUCUACAACGACCUGAGGGAUGGAUACAUGCUCACCAGACUGCUGGAGGUCCUCAGUGGAGAGCUGCUGCCAAGGCCUACACGGGGCCGUAUGCGGAUCCACUGCCUGGAGAACGUAGACAAAGCCCUGCAGUUCCUCAAAGAGCAGCGGGUCCACCUGGAAAAUGUGGGCUCCCACGACAUUGUGGAUGGCAACCACCGCCUCACCCUAGGCCUUAUGUGGACCAUCAUCCUACGCUUCCAGAUCCAGGUGAUCAAAAUAGAGACGGAGGACAACAGGGAAACUCGCUCUGCCAAGGACGCCCUGCUGCUCUGGUGCCAGAUGAAGACUGCAGGGUACCCUGAGGUGAACAUCCAGAACUUCACCACCUGCUGGAGAGACGGCCUCGCCUUUAACGCCCUCAUACACAGACACCGGUCUGACCUGAUAGAGUUCAACAAGCUGACGCGGUCCAAUGCCACCCACAACCUCCAGCAAGCCUUCAACGUCGCUGAGCAGCACCUGGGCCUCACCAAACUCCUGGACCCUGAGGAUGUGAACACAGAGAACCCAGACGAAAAGUCCAUCAUCACAUAUGUGGUCUCCUACUACCACUACUUCUCCAAGAUGAAGGCUCUUAUUGUGGAGGGCAAGAGGGUUGGCAAGGUCCUUGAAAACUGCGUUGAGGCGGAGAAGAUCAUCAACCGCUACGAGGCCCUGGCCUCGGACCUGCUGGACUGGAUAGAGAAGACCAUCGCGGUCAUCAGCAACCAGAAGUUUGCCAACUCACUGACGGGAGUUCAGCAGCAGCUACUGGCCUUCACAACCUACUGCACUAUUGAGAAGCCCAUCAAGUUUCAGGAAAAGGGGAAUCUCGAGGUCCUUCUGUUCACCAUCCAAAGCAAGCUCAGAGCCAACAACCAGAAACCCUACGUGCCUCAUGAUGGGAAGCUCAUCUCAGACAUCAACAAGGCCUGGGAGAGGCUAGAGAAGGCGGAACACGAAAGGGGCGUCGCUCUGCGCAAGGAGCUGAUUCGUCAGGAGAAGCUGGAGCUGCUUGCUCAGUGCUUCGAUCACAAAACCACCAUGAGACAAGCCUGGCUCAAUGAGAACCAACGGCUCGUGUCGCAGGACAAUUUUGGCUACGACCUACCAGCAGUCGAGGCGGCCAUGAAGAAGCAUGAGGCCAUCGAGGCGGACAUCGCCUCGUACGAAGAGCGCAUCGGCGUGGUGGUGGAGCUGGCGGCGGAGAUGGAGACAGAAGCAUACUACGACAUUCGGCGUAUCCUAGCACGCAAAGAGAACAUCCUGGGCCAGUGGAGUCUGCUGAAGGAGCUGGUGGCCGGGAGGAGGACCCGGCUGGAGAAGAACCUGGCCCUGCAGAAGACCUUCCAGGACAUGGUCUACAUGAUCGACUGGAUGGAUGACACACAGGUCCAGCUUCUGUCCAAGGACUUUGGGAAGCACCUCCUGGAGGUGGACGACUUGCUGCAGAAACACAGCCUGCAGGAAGCCGACAUCGCAGUGCAGGCCGAGAGGGUUGAGACGCUCAACACUGCUGCACUCAAAUUCACAACUAUAGAGGGUUACCAGCCCUGCGACCCACAGGUGAUCUGUAACCGCGUCAACCACGUCUCUACCUGUCUGGAGGAGCUGAAACAACUGGCAGCUAAAAGGCGAGAGGAGCUGGAGGAGUCGAGACAGCUGUGGGCCUUUUUUCAGGAGCUGGAGGAGUCGGAGGCCUGGAUCCGGGAGAAGAGCUCCAUCCUGGGAGCUCAGGGUUACGGGAAGGACCUGAGCAGCGUGCUGAAGUUACUUCAGAAACACAAGACCCUGGCUGGAGAACUGCUGGCCCACCGCUCGCUGCUGCAGAACACCAUGAAACGAGGAAAGCAGAUCCUGAGCGACAAGAGCUUCGGCACGGCGGGCAUCCAGGAGCGCAUCAUGGAGGUGAAGGGCGAGUGGAAGAGGCUGGAGGACCAGGCCGCGCAGCGUCUCGGCCACCUGCAGGAGGCGCUCAACUUUUUCCAGUUCUCCACGGAGACGGACGACCUGGUGGCGUGGCUGCAGGACGCCUACCGCCUGGUUUCCAGCGAAGACUUUGGACACGAUGAAUACUCCACCCAGUCGCUUCUGAAGAAGCACCGGGGGGUCAGCGAGGCCGUUGAUAAGCACCGUAUGCACGUGGUGGCACUGCGGAAACAUAUGGGGGCGCUGCCUCUGCAGUACAGAGAGCAGAAGGAGGUGCAGGUGCGCAUGGGAGAGGUGGAGCAGCUUUACACCGAAGUGGCCGAGGUGGCGGUGCUCAGACAGCAGUGGCUUCACGACGCCCUCGCCGUCUACCGCAUGUUCAGCGAGGUCAACGCCUGCGAGCUGUGGAUCGACGAGAAGGAGCAGUGGCUGGACAAGAUGGAGAUCCCGGAGAGACUGGAGGACGUGGAGAUGGUGGCACACAGGUUUGAGAGCUUAGACCAGGAGAUGAACAGCCUGAUGGGAAGGAUCCUAGACGUUAACCAGAUAGUUCAGCAGCUGCUGGAUGGAGGUCAUCCUUCCUCCACAGAGGUCAGAGGUUGUCAGGAUCACCUCAACUCCAGGUGGAACAGCAUAGUGGAGCUGGUGGAGCAGAAGAAGGAUCAGCUGGGCUCCAUGCUGCGGCUGCAGAACUACCUGCUGGAGUGUGCCGAGAUCAAGUCCCAGAUCCAGGAAAAGAGAAAAGCCAUCGACGCCACCCAGUACGUGGGCAGCGACCUGGGGGGAGUCCUGGCUCUGCAGAGACGCCUCUCCACCAUGGAGGGGGCCCUGUCGGUCCUGGAGCCCAAACUGCUGCACCUGCAGGAGGAGGCGGAGCAAAUGGCCACAGCCCACCCGGCUCGGGCCAUGGAGGUGCUCAUGCCGUUCGAUGGCAUCAACGUGGAGUGGGAGGAGCUGAAACGCACCCUGCAGGGCUGCGAGGACUCACUGAUGGUGGCUGGUCGGCUGCAGAGCUUCAUACAGGACCUCGACUCUUUCCUCACCUGGUUGGUCCAGACGCAGACGGCCGCCGCCUCUGACCUGCUUCCCAACGACCUGGAAGAGGCAGAGAAGCUCAUUAACAAACACGCAGCGCUGAAAGAGGAGAUCGGACGGUACGAGGAGGACUACGAGCGCCUGCAGGCCAUGAACGACCUGCUCGAGUCUGAGGAGGCUCCCUUACCUCAAGCCGCCCUGCAGCAGUGGCUGCAGAAGCUCGACGUCGGCUGGAACAAACUCCUGGAGAUGUGGGAGAGCCGGAGAGAAGUUCUGGUCCAGGCUCACAUCUUCCACCUCUUCCUGCGAGAUGUCAAACAGGCCGAAUCCUUCCUGAACAACCAGGAGUCGGCGCUUGCUCACGUGGAGCUUCCCACCACAGUGGAAACGGUGGAGGCCGCCAUCAAGAAACACAAAGACUUCACCACCACCAUGGAGCUGAACCUGCACAGAAUCAAAGCGGUGAUCGAGGCCGGGGAGAGUCUGAUCAGCCAGAGCAACAUCUACUCCGACCGCAUCAAGGAACGCAUCGACACGCUCGCCAACAGGGGAAACCAGAACAGAGAGCUGGCCCACCAGUGGCUGGAAAAGCUGAACGACCAGUGGGAACUUCAGAGGUUUCUUCAGGACUGCCACGAGCUGGGGGACUGGGUGUGUGAAAAGAUGCUGAUGGCGAAGGACAGCAGCCGAGACGAGACCCAGAAGCUUCAUAAGAAAUGGCUGAAGCACCAGGCCUUCAUGGCCGAGUUGGCCCAGAACAAGGAAUGGCUGGAUAAAAUUGAAAAGGAGGGCCAGCAGCUGAUCCAGGAGAAGCCGGAGCUCAGCACCGGGGUCCGGAGGAAGCUGGAGGAGAUCAGGGAGUGCUGGCAGGACCUGGAGAGCACCACCCAGGCCAAAGCCCGCCAGCUCUUUGAGGCCAACAAGGCGGACCUGCUGGUGCAGAGCUACGAAAGCCUGGACCAGAGACUGGGCCAAUUGGAGGGUCAGCUGGCCUAUGUGGACCAGGGACAGGACCUCACCACUGUCAACAAGCAGCUGAAAAAACUACAUACCAUGGAGAGCCAGAUGGAGACGUGGUAUAAAGAGGUGGGGCAGCUCCAGAUGCAGGUGGCUUCCAUCCCGCAGCAGACGCAGAUCAAGGAGACGGUUGCGGGCCGCCAAGCCGUUGUGGAGGCCAGGAUGGUGCGUCUGAUCGAGCCGCUGAAAGAGAGGCGGCGCAUCCUUCUGGCGUCAAAGGAAGUUCAUCAAGUCGGGCGAGACCUGGAGGAUGAGAUUUUGUGGGUCCAGGAGCGCCUCCCAAUGGCCAUGUCUCAUGAGCACGGCUCGUCUCUGCAGGCAGUACAGCAGCUCAUGAAGAAGAACCAGACACUUCAGAGGGAGCUGCAGGGCCACAGGAGCAGGAUGGACGACGUCCUCGAGAGGGCGGGGAUCAUCGCCUCCAUCCGCAGCCCGGAGGCCGACUGCGUCCGGGCGGGCCGCGACCAGCUCGCCCAGCUGUGGGCUCUGCUCUGGGCCGAGACCGAGAGAAGGCAGCUGAUCCUAGACGCCAUGUACCAGGCCCAGCAAUACUACUUCGACACGGCUGAGGUGGAGGCUUGGCUGAGCGAGCAGGAGCUGCACAUGAUGAACGAGGAGAAGGGGAAGGACGAACCGAGCACACUGCAGCUGCUGAAGAAACACUUGGUGCUGGAACAGACCAUCGAGGACUACGCCGAGACCGUCGGCCUGCUGUCACAGCAGUGUCGCCAACUGCUGGAGAUGGGCCAUCCAGACUGCGAGCAGAUCAGCAAGCGUCAGUGUCAGAUCGACCGUCUGUACGUGUCUCUGAAGGACCUGGUGGAGGAGAGAAAGAGCCGCCUGGAGCAGCAGUACUGGCUCUACCAGCUCAACAGGGAGGUGGACGAGCUGGAGCAGUGGAUCGCUCAGAGGGAGGUGGUCGCCAGCUCGCCGGAACUGGGCCAGGACUACGAGCAUGUCACCGUGCUCCAAGAGAAGUUCACAGAGUUUGCGUCAGAGACGGGCAGCGUGGGGCAGGAGCGAGUGACGGCAGUCAACCAGAUGGUGGACGAGCUCAUCGACUACGGACACUCGGACGCCGCCACCAUAGCCGAGUGGAAGGACGGGGUGAACGAGGCCUGGGCCGACCUGCUGGAGCUCAUGGAGACGCGGGCGCAGAUGCUCGCCGCCUCACAUCAGCUGCACAAGUUCUUCUCCGACUGCAGAGAGGUGCUGGCCCAAAUCGAGGACAAGCACCGCCGGCUGCCUGAAGUGCGGGCUCGGCAGGGCAGCACUGCCAACACCAGCACCCUACAGAGACUCCUGCACAGCUUCGAGCAGGACAUUCAGCUGAUGGUCACACAGGUCCGUCAGCUGCAGGAGAGCGCGGCCCAGCUGAGGACGGUGUACGCCGGCGAGAAGGCCGAGGCCAUCGCGUGCCGCGAGCACGAGGUGAUGCAGCUGUGGAAGGAGCUGCUGACGUCCUGCGAGGAGUGCCGGGUGCAGAUCACCACUGAGACGGACAAGCUGAGGUUCUUUGGAAUGGUUCGAGAUCAGAUGAUGUGGAUGGAAUCGAUCAUCUGUCAGAUUGGGACAGGAGAGAAGCCCAGGGACGUGUCCUCAGUGGAGGUGCUGAUGAAUUACCACCAGAGUCUGCAGAGCGAGGUGGAGGCUCGCAGCCGUAGCACCCUGGAGUGUAUCGAGAUGGGCAAAACUCUGCUGGCUGCUCGAAACCCAGCAGCCGAAGAGAUCAAGGAGAAGCUGGACAAGGUGGUUGCUAAGCAAUAUGAGCUGUCUGAGAAGUGGGACAAACACUGGGACGUCCUACAGCAAUUGUUGGAGGUCCACCAGUUUGCCCAGGAGGCGGUGGUGGCGGAGGCCUGGCUGACGGCUCAGGAGCCGCUCAUCAGCAGCAACGAGCUGGGCGCCAGUGUAGACGAGGUGGAGCAGCUGAUUCGUCGACACGAAGCCUUCCGCAAAGCCGCUGCCACCUGGGAGGAGCGAUUCAGCUCACUGCGGCGACUGACCACGGUAGAAAAGCUAAAAGCCGAGCAAAGCAAACUACCGCCGACCCCGCUGCUGGGUCGUAAAGUCUUCCUGGACCCUCAAGAUGCCUCACCCGGUGUGUCCACCCUUCCCCGCCUCCCCCUGUCCCCCGUCAUGAGACAGACUAUCUAUGAGCAGAACGAAGCCAAUUCUCCACGCUCGCCCUCGCCCGCCACGCCCACACCCUCUCCCUCGUCCGUGGCCCGUCGGCUGGGGUCGACGGUCGCCAACUACACCCCCGUGAUGAACGGCUCCGGCUACCGCCGCGCGCUGGAGGCGCGGCACAGCGGCGUCGUGGGCGUGGCCGCAGGGCUGGGCCAGCCCGCGCCCUCCUCGAUCGCCUCAGUUGCCGCGGCGGCCAUGCUGGUAUCGGCCAACCAGGCGCGAGAGAACGACGGCGCGCCGAGGGACCAAGUGACUAAGGCGAUGACUCACCUCCACCCGGCACACGCGGCGAGGACGCUGGAGGCCAAAUCGUCGCCGUAUCUGCGGCAAGCCAAAAUCAAACACAUGGACGACGCAGUGACGCCGCUGAUCGUGGCCAGCCGACUGGAGAAGGCGCGGGAGAAGGAGAGAGCGAGGGAGAGGGACAUCAUGAUGGGGGAGAUAGGGACGGAGAAAGCGGAGGUGGCCGUGAUGGCCGAGGUGGUGCUCCAGGAGCCGUGCAGGGAGCGCCUGCACAGCGAGCCCACCAGAGGGCCGCGGGGAUCCAGGACCGACCCGCUGGGCCAGGCUGAGCCCCAGGUCCAGACCCACAGGGACCACAGGAUGGAGCGGCAGCUGUCCAGCGAGCAGCUGAUCCAGGCUCGCAGGGACGAGCUGCCUCAGGAGUUGUGGAGGGAACAGGCCGAGAGGCGGGAGAAACGGGGGCUGGAAAGGCAGACGUCCAGUGAGCACGAGGGCCACGGGGGCCACGAGGGCCGGCGGAGAGAGAGAGACCGACACCGGCUGGAGAGACAGGAAUCCAGUGAGCAUGACACCGGGAAAGAGCACUCAGACAGACGCUCAGCCGGAGGAGAGAAGAGAUCCACCAUGGCAGAAAUUGUAGAGCAGCUGCAAGAAAGGGAAGCAGCACAGGCCCGUGGCGAGGUGCCCCGCCUGCCCAACGGGGUGCCGGAGAAGCCCGCCCGCCUGGACCGACCCCGAGCCCGGGACAGGCCCAAACCGCGGCGUCGACCACGGCCCAAAGAGGCGGGAGAGACCACGCGGCGGUCCAGGUCGGCUCCGGCCCAGAGCAGCCCGGUGGUCCCCCAGCCGCCAGCACACAACGCACACCACGAGGGCUUCCUGUUCCGCAAGCUGGACAUCGAGACCCUGAAGAAGAGCACCAACAGGUGGGUGUUCAGGGUCAUGAUCAUGGGCAUAACAUCUGGUCUAGCAGAAGAUAGAAGUAGUAGAGCGGGAGGAUGGACACUGGUGUCAUCACUAUCAGGCUUCAGGGUUUCCGAUCAAUUCUUUAAUUUACCAGAAAAAAAUCAAUUCAUGUGUUCCAGUUGGAUGAUUACCAACAUUUUUAUAUUCCACAGUCGAUCAAUAUUGAUGAUUUGAAACUCUCUGCCUGUUUCUCAUGACACCACUGCCCUGUCCGUUAAUUGAUGAAGCAAUGGCCACAUGGGCAUGACUCAAGCAUGCUAAGCUAACAGGCUAACCGACUCGGCUUACGCCGCCGGCGUUUGAGACUUUAAAAAGAUGCAUGACUGCCACAAACGCCGAUGACCCACGGGGCCUCAUCGGUUGGUAACAACACAAUUUGAGCACUCAGCUAAGCUCAGGAGUUCCUCAGCAGAGAUACUGCGUGUCUUUAGAAGCAUGCACACAAGUUUUACCCGUGUUUACAUUCAAGAGUUGCCACGACCUUAUUGCGUUUAACAAUAAACAACUAAUUCGUCAUUCUGCAAAGUGGAAGUAAGAGUAAGAGAACUGCUUCUAAAUCAUUCUUAUAUCGACAGAUUUGUGGCACAUCUGACUGUCCCUGUAGUUGAUAAUCAAGUCACAACUCAUACAACUGAUACAAUGGAAAGGUUUAGCAGGGGAGAAGUAGAUGUUUAUCUCUAUUUGUUUGGUUCAAUCUCUAAUCAGUUUAAAAUAGAAAUUGGCGUUAAUAAAAGCUGAAUGAAUAUAGUAAUCGUAAUGGAUGUCAGUUCAUAAUGGGCAAUAACAAUAAUCCUAAUAAUCAGUAAUAAAUACUUUUUAAAGAUGCAUAUUCACAAUUUCUUUUUUUGUUAUUAAUAAAUUAUCUAAUUUAAUUAGCUAACUAAAAUAAAUAUACCAAAACCAGCAAGUAGUAACAUGCAGCUGAGCCUAAAUUUGAAAUCUGUUCACGAGAUCUCUGAUCACGAGGACCAAAGAGCGAAGACAACGGUUCUGUGAAUUCAAACGGCCAUCAGUAGAGUUCUCAGCGCAUGUGAAGACAUCUUGCAUGAUGCUUAACGGUCUAACGCGAGCCCACAGAACAGAGCAACAGAGAUGGCCGGCCAGCUCGCUGGCUGCCGUGGAGGUUGAUGGCGUACACUACCAUGUGCACAGUCGCUUAGCCUCGCCAUGCACACACACACUCACCACCUGGCCUCCUUAGAUGACCGCCCUGCUUCCUUCAGAGAGACACCAUCGGCAACGGCUGUCCCUGCACUGCCCUCUAGUGGCUGGGCUGACCACGCACAGCUAAACGCUCAUCCCCUCCCAGCUGUGGAUGAGUCCCACUCAAGGCAGUGGAUGAAUGUCUCGUGUAUGUACAUGCCCUGUAAUGUACAUGGCAAGGUAAAGCAUAAUCCUGGAUGGCUUCCAUUUGGACAAGUGUGAAUCUCCAAACUGCUUCAGCAGUGACGAGGCACUGAAUAUGUUUAUGUGCACAUUAGUAUUCUGGUAUUAUUCAGAGUGAGUAAACAGUGCAUGUGAGCGCUUUACUAGUUUCAGCUUUAGGGUUUGGUUUUUUUGGUCACUUCUAGGUCAGUUAAUUAUGUAUUUUUUCAGUUUUACUGAGGUUUAUGUCCAUAUUCUGAGAUAAAUGUACUGCUGUAACGUAGUUAUAUCUUAGCAGUCCAAAUCAGUUAUGUACGCAGUGUCAAACGCACCACCAUUGGUCUUCUCCGGUCGAAUAUACUUUUUUUAUUGUUCCAUACAGCUGUUUGAAAUUGGAAUAUGAGGCUUGCUCUGAAUAAUACCUGUAUAAAAAUACCUGUAAUGGGGCGUAAGCCUAUUAAUGGGAAUGCCGUGUGCAUGUGAACACGCUCAGAGAGGCAAACGGAGCAUGACUCGUGACUUUGAAGCUGCAUUAGCUGCCAAAAUGCCAUUUAACCAAACUUUCCCCUCUUUUUCUCCUCUCUUCCUCAUUGCUACUGGCUGCUCCUCUCGUCUCCUCCAAGGUAAGUCAUAUAUGAGCCCCACGCACACACAAACCUCCCCAUCCCUCCAUGGCCCGCCCGCCCGUCCGUCCGUCCGUACGUCUGUGUUUGUUCAGCAGUGUGUUUCCUCCUCCCUUCUUUGGCGCCGGUCCGUCCCGCCCACCUACCUGUUCUGCUCUGGUCAGGUGAGUGAGGUGUUAGCUCAGCGAGAGCCACUCCGCAGCUCUUCCUGACUCCUCCCGUCUCUCCCUCCCCUUACCCCUUU